CACCAGGAGAAAACAUCAGCAUGGCUGUGGAGAUGGAGCCUUCGGACGUGAUCCGCCUGAUCAUGCAAUAUCUGAAGGAGAAUAAUCUCUACCGAACACUGACCACUUUACAAGAGGAAACCACCGUCUCCCUCAACACAGUGGACAGCAUCGACAGUUUCAUCGCAGACAUAAACAGUGGCCAUUGGGACUCUGUCCUAUUAGCUAUUGAAUCCCUGAAGUUGCCUGACAACACACUUAUUGACCUUUAUGAGCAGGUUGUUAUGGAGCUCAUUGAAAUGAGGGAGGUGGGUGCAGCUCGCUCACUCCUCAGACAAACCGACCCAAUGAUCAUGCUUAAACAGACACAGCCAGAGCGGUACAUACAUUUGGAAAACCUGCUCACAUGCUCCUACUUUGACCCUCGUGAGGCAUACCCCAAAGGCAGCAGUAAGGAGAAAAGGCGUAGGGCUAUAGCUGAGGCGCUGUCGAGGGAGGUCAGUGUGGUGCCUCCUUCCCGCCUCAUGGGGCUUUUGGAACAAGUCAGCUCCAUGAGACUACAGCAGGAUCAUCUCUCCCCUGAUAUGACCAUUGAAUCAUCUGGGAACAAGGACAAACACCUUGAAGAAGAGAGCUAUCCAACCCAGCUGUACCGCCACAUCAAGUUUGGUAGACGGUCACAUGUUGAAUGCGCCCGUUUCUCCCCUGAUGGCAAAUACUUAAUUACUGGAUCAGUGGAUGGCUUUAUUGAGGUUUGGAACUUCACCACCGGAAAACUUAGUAAGGACUUAAAAUAUCAGGCGCAGGAUAGCUUCAUGAUGAUGGAUGAUGCCGUGCUGUGUAUGUGCUUCAGUCAGGAUACAGACAUACUGGCGACUGGAGCUCAGAAUGGAAAAAUAAAGAUUUGGAAGGUCCAGAGUGGUUUAUGCCUGCGCAGAUUUGAGCAUGCUCACAACAAAGGUGUGACCUGCCUGAGCUUCUCUAAGGACAACAACCAGAUCCUCAGUGCCUCAUUUGACCAGACCAUCAGAGUCCACGAAUUGAGAUCAGGCAAGACACUAAAGGAGUUAAAUGGCCAUUCAUCGUUUGUUAAUGACGCAUCUUUCACACACGAUGGAUUUCACGUCAUCAGCGCCUCAUCUGAUGGCACUGUUAAGAUUUGGAACACAAAGUCCUGUGAAUGCAUCCACACUUUCAAAUCUCUGUGCCGGACAUCUGAAGUCCCCGUAAACAAUGUGAUCCCUCUACCCCAAAACCCGGAACAGUUUGUGGUCUGCAACCACUCCACCACAGUGGUCAUUAUGAACAGGCAAGGCCAGACUGUGAGGACCUUUAGUGCAGAUAGAAAGGAAGGAGCAAACUUUGUGUGUUGCACCCUGUCACCCCGUGGGGAGUGGAUUUACUGUGUGGGAGAGGACUUAGUGCUCUACUGCUUCAGCUAUACGACAGGGAGACUGGAGAAAACGCUGACCGUCCAUGAGAAAGAUGUAAUUGGCAUCGCUCACCACCCACAUGAGAACCUGAUUGCUACAUACAGCGAGGGAGGCCUGCUAAGGCUGUGGAAGCCUUAGACUAUCAUCUGCAUCAUUUAAAGGAGGACCUAGAGGGCACAGCACACAUUUAUGAAGUCAGCCAGUUAUACAUAAGUUUACAUUAGUGAAAAUGAGCUAAGGAAACCCAUGAAACUUCAUAAAGUCACACAAUAUAUCACCAAUAAAUCAUACAACACAAGGUCAUUUUAGUGGCUGGUCAGGAAAGUUCAAAUCUAUAUCACAGUCUUCCAUUUUUCUUUUAAGUAAUUAUUGUCCAUGUUGGAUUAAGCAGCUAUGAUCAAUAUUUUUAUAACAAUGUCUCAAAUAUAUUGAGUGUAUCAAAGUGUGUGUGAUGAAUCAGCUCAUUUUCUUGACUCAGCAGCAGCCUAAGUAGAGUAGCCCAGUUCCCUCUCCACCUCCUCUAGUUCCUCCAGGGGGAUUCUGAGGCGUUCUCAGGCCAGCAAAGAGAUAUAAUCCCUCAAGAGUAUCCUGGGUCUGGCCUGGGAUCUCCUCUCGGUUGGACGUACUUGAAACACUUCACCAGGAAGACACCCAACAGGCAUCAUGACCAGCUGUACGAACCACCUCCAGAAGCUCCUCACAAUACGGAGGAGCAGCGGCUCUACUCUGAGCCCUUCCUGGAUGGCCAAACUCCUUACCGUCUCUUGGGGAGAGCCCAGCCAUCCUAUGGAGGAAGCUUCCUCUGCUUGUAUUUGCCCAUCUUGCUCUUUCUGUCACAACCCACAGUUCAUGACCAUAGGUAAAAGUAGGAACGUAGAUCAAGUGGUAAAUUAAGAGCUUUUCUUACUGAGUCUGUCUGGAAUCUUCCCCUGCUUUCAGAUCAAAAUCAUCACCAUGUGGUGAUCAGUUUUCAGCUUUGCUCCUCUCUGCACCCGAGUGUCCAGAACAUACACCUGCAGGUCUGAUGAAACAACCAUAAAUUUGAUCAUCAACCUAAAGCUUAGGGAGUCCUGGUGCCUUAUACACUUAUGGACAUCCUUAUGUUCAAACGUGGCAUUCAUUAUGGACAAAUCGUAACAUGCUCAGAAGUCCAACAGAACACCAAUCUGAUUCAUAUUUAGGCAAGCCAUUCCUCCCAUUACGCCUGUUCAGGUCACACUGUUAUUGCCCACAUGAGCAUUGAAGUCCCCCAGAAGAUCAAUAGAGUCCCCAAGAGGGGCAAAUUCCAGCACCCCCACCCCAGGACUCCAAGAAGACUGGGUACUCUAGCUGCACAUAUGCACAGACAACAGAGACCGAUUUUAGAGAAGCAACCCUUCUCGUUCACUGGGAGAAACCCAGCAUACAGGCACAAAGUCAGGGGGCCACCAUUAGGCCCACACCUGCCUGAUGCCUCUCACCGUGGGCAACUCCAGAGCGAAAUAUACUCCAGCCCCUCUCAUGGAAGUUGGUUCCACACCCAAGCUGUGAGUGGAGGCUAGCCCGACUGUAUGUAGCCAGUAUCUCUCAACCCCAUACACCUUGGGUUCUUUCUCUGCCAGACAGGUGCCAAGUUCCAACAAUCAAUUUCAGUAACUGGGGAUUGGACUGCCAAGUCCCUGCCUUUGGCUGCAACCCAGUUCACAAUGUACUGAACCCUUACUACCCCUCCUGCAGGUGGUGAGUCCACAAGAGGGUGGAACCACGUAGCUUAUUCGGGCAUGGCUGGGCCAGGUUCCAUGGUUAAACACCUGGUCACCAGGUGCUCGCAUGUGAACCCCUCCUCCAGGCCUGGUUCCAGGGCAAGGGGAGGUCACAGUUAUCUUUGAUUUUCUCCUCAUAAGGGGCUACUGAAUCAUUCUUGAUCUGGCCCCUCCCAGAGGACCAAUUUGCCUUGGGAGACCCUACCAGGGGCUAGAUGCCCCAGCAACAAAGUUCCUAGCACCAUGAGGGCACCAAACUCCUCCACCUAGAUCAGGUGGUAAUUGAAGGAGGGGUCAUUGUAACUAAAAACCCCUUAAAACCCAGCACCAAAGAACAGACAUUUAAGCUAGUAGCUCCAGUUAACGUAACUUGUCACAUUUACCUCUCCUCUUGUCAGGAGUCCUUAUAAACAGUAAUUCGUAUUUCUAGUUGUUUGAUGAAUCAGUGCAUUUGUAUGGUCUUUAUAAACAUCUGCAGUACUGUUUAGGUCCUCCACACUGUACACACAGCUCCUCGUGGAUCCAAAUUCACCAGUGCAGUUUGAAUCCCCAUUUUCAUCUCUUCUGUCUUUAGACAUGAAAAUGCAUGAUGGUGAACUGUCGUGAAAACAUUUAUAAUAAUACCGCCUCUUGUUUGGGCAUAAACAAACAUAUCAGGUAUAUGAUUUGUCAGCUUUGGUUUAUAACAAUACUUUUGUAACUUUGAUUCUACAGAUGUGCUGACUUUCUUGUGUCCUCUGUGCUUCCUGCAUGCUACCUCAGUGCACUGUCUAAAUGUGGCUCUACAAUAGUUUUCCUUAAAAAUAUGCAUGAUAAUUAAUGAUAAACCUCAACGGAGCUCCAGUGACACAUUCUGU
This is a messenger RNA of Sphaeramia orbicularis (orbiculate cardinalfish), 4011 nucleotides long. RefSeq names its product WD40 repeat-containing protein SMU1-like. Gene Ontology annotation, biological process: mRNA splicing, via spliceosome. Lineage: Eukaryota; Metazoa; Chordata; Actinopteri; Kurtiformes; Apogonidae. The coding region runs from base 21 to 1550 and encodes 509 amino acids. The record is from RefSeq and is a predicted model, not a curated record. Gene Ontology annotation, molecular function: protein binding. The transcript is spliced from 12 exons.